UUAUUAAAUAAAGUCACAUAUAAGUAGUUGUUCAAUUUUCAAAUCAUCAUUUAAUUAAACACUUAUAAGUCAUAAUCCUUUUUUUUUCUUUCCUCACAUUAUAUAUACACAAAACAACAACACUACUCUCCUUUUACUUCUUUUCAAUUUUACUCUCCGAUGUCGUCGCUCCGAUUUAUCACCGGAAUUAUCAUAACUGUCAUACUCGCCGGAGCUUCCACCGGAAGAGACCUCCGUCCAUCCGAUCACGGACUCAGUUUCCAGUCUCCACCACCAGCCAAUUCUCCAACAGAAAUGAGAUCCUUCUUCAACAGCAACAACAACAGCUCCAAUUCUUCUUCUUCCGACAAUUCGCCUUGGGGUAUUACAGAUUCUAUUCCGCCGGCGAUACAGAGAACCACCGGCAACGGCGGUGGACGGUUGGGAAAGGCUUUAGUAUGGGGGAGCUUGGUUUGUGGAAUCACAGGUGGCGUUUUAUUAGUGGUUUCUAUUUUUAUUUAUCUGUUUAAUAAAAAACGAAGAAGAAAUUCAGAGCAAAACGAUUCGUUUCGUUUUGAUGAUGAUAAUAAUUUCAAUUUAAAUAACAGUAAUAAUGUUGCUAAAAAACAAGAGUUAGUGCAGAAUUACUGACUUUUUUUAGGUUGAUUAAAUUUUUACUUCUAUAAAUAUUUUAAUUUUUUCUUUAGUUAUUAAAAUUUCAGUAACCUUUAGUUUCAAAUUUUCGGUUGCAAGUUUUUAUUCUUGUUUAUAAGUUAACUCAUAUGUAUAUUAUCAUAUUUUGUUAUUGAAUUUAUUUAUUCAUGUUUAUAAUA
This is a messenger RNA of Trifolium pratense (red clover), 812 nucleotides long. RefSeq names its product proline-rich receptor-like protein kinase PERK4. The coding region runs from base 160 to 630 and encodes 156 amino acids. The transcript has a single exon. The record is from RefSeq and is a predicted model, not a curated record. Lineage: Eukaryota; Viridiplantae; Streptophyta; Magnoliopsida; Fabales; Fabaceae.